Molecule: messenger RNA, 2175 nt
Organism: Symbiodinium pilosum
Lineage: Eukaryota; Dinophyceae; Suessiales; Symbiodiniaceae
Source: the annotation of a GenBank genome assembly
AUGACUCCGCUGCUAUGUGCUGCCUUGGUACUACCCCUGGCCGCAGGAGCUCCGCAGCUGCGAGCGGCGGUGGAUUCUGCGGGCGGCUUCGCGGUCACUUUUGAUGGCUCGCCGUGGUUGCAGGGCGGCGAGGUGCGCAUCGGCAACUUGUCGAGCCAUGCUGGCUUGAAACUGCUUUCGCGUACCCAUGACGCGGGGAGGGAUGCUCUUGGAGGCUACACGUCAGAGACAAUGGUGUGGGGCAGCCUUGGGGACAUGCGCCCGCUAAUGCAUGCGUCAAUACGCUCCUAUGACGAAGACCCCAGUUUUCUUGUCUUCGAGCAGUUCUUCCCACAAGAUCUCCACGUUGAUGCUGCGCCAUGGGGAACAAAAAUGGCAGCGCCCGUGACCUUGUUCCCCAGCUUCAAGAGCGAUAGCCCUGCAGGGGAUCUAGAUAGCUUCGCGUACCAUGGAGUCUUUCCCAGCAUGCGGCAUUGCAAACUGAGCAGCUUUGCGGCGAGCCACCAGGGUGGCUUGCCACUGGUGAUCUACAACGCCACGGGCCCACGGCCUGCGACCGUCUUCUCUCCGCUGACGAAGGGUACGGUUCCUUUCAUCCCGGCUGGCUGGAAGCAGAUGUUCCUUCUCUCAGCGGCCUUCGGGGUUCUGGAUGGUAUGUCAGCGUGGGGUGAUCGGAUGCUGGAGUUCACUGGAAAGAAGAGGGCUGAUAUGUACAGAGAUGAUGUGGUCGGAAGCAUUGGUUUUUGGACCGACAAUGGUGGGUACUACCACUAUGACACUGGAAGCAACGAGACCUAUGAGGAGGUGCUGCCAAAAGUGAAGGCAUACCACGACUCUUUGGGCAUUCCCUUCAAGCACUGGCAGUUUGAUUCUUGGUUUUACCCCAAAGACGGCAAAGUCGACCCUGGUGGCGGUGGUGGGGCAGUUGUCAAUUGGACCGCGCUGCCUGCUGUGUUCCCGCACAGCAUGGCGUACAUUCAGUCCAAGCUGGGUGUGCCAAUGGUGAUGCACAACCGUCAGUGGUCUCCCACCUCGGACUAUGUCAAGCAUGAGCCCUUCAAGUGGUACGCCUCCGAAAGAGCGGCCAUCCCAGAAGACCCAGAAGCCUUUUUCAGGUGGUUUUUCACGCAACAAGAAGGAUGGGGUCUAGCCAUGUACGAGCAGGACUGGAUGUGCACAGAGUAUGACAACGCGGAGGCCCUCCAGACGAACAUCUCCAUGGGAGAUCUCUGGCUCCACGGUAUGGCCAUCGGUGCAGAGAGCAGCGGCCGGACAGUGCAGUAUUGCAUGCCUUACCCGUACGAUGUCCUUUCUGCCGCAGCCUACCCAGCCGUCACCAAUGCGAGAGCAACAGAUGAUUACAUCGGCCGCGAUAAGCAGUGGGCCAUUGGAGCGACGUCCAUGUUCUACUGGGCAAUCGGCAUUCUGCCGUUCAAAGAUGGCUUUUAUUCAAGCAAUCUUCCUCAAGUUGGCGGCCAGGUGGUCGGGCCUGAGACAGCUCCAAAUCGCGCUGCGCUGAUGGCAGUAUUGUCAGGUGCAAUGGUGGGGCCCAUGGACGGCAUCUACUUGUUGAAUGCCACUCGAGUUAUGUCCAGCUGCAGGGCAGAUGGCAAGGUUCUGAAGCCGGAUCGUCCGGUGAUGCCGCUCGAGUCCUGCUUCGAUGCAGGUGUGGAUCCAGCAGGGUGCCACAACUACUUCACCUACUCGGAUGUGCCGGGCCUGGGCCGGGCCUUCUACAUCUUUAUGAAUCAGCCGGGGCAGCUCCACCUGAAGAAUUUGACGCCGGUGGCAGGAGAUUACUUGGUCUAUGAUUGGUAUUCUGGGCUUUUGACGUGGCUGGAUGCAGCUACGCCGGAGUCGGCCUUCAGUGUGCAAGCGGGGUACGAGGGGCACAGCUAUGCGCUGCUGACCCCGGCAAUCCAUGGCACGGGAUGGGUGCUCGUUGGUGAGAGAGCAAAGCUAGUGCCGACCUCCUCGAUUCGAUUCCGUGUUCUCGAUGCUCGCGCAGCUACGCUGUCUGUCGACGUGUAUGGGGUUGCAGGAGAAGUGGUUGAUGUCUGUGCCGCGGAGCGGCACUCUGGAUUGAUGUGCAAGGAGGUGCGCUUCCAGCAAAGCGGCUGGCUUGCUGUGACGUUUGCUGCACAAGACAGCAAUGGCUUGGUUACAUAUGUUUAG